GCGUUCCGAUUGGUUUAAUGUUUACAGCGAAAUAUGUCGCCGCUAAAAAGUAGGAACUGUUUCUUCGAGGUGAAUUUUUGAAAGCAAAAUCAAAACAAACAAAACUGGUGUCAUUCUCAGAUACAUUCCGGCGAAUUCGUUGUGUCCAAUUCGCAUCAUAAAAACAGUCCACCACGAUAUCGAGGGUCAUAGCAAAAGGUGAUAUUUGGCGCUUUAUUAUUUUUAAAAAAAUCAUAAUGGCACUCCAUAAACACCGAUAAUGGCGGAAGAAGCACUGGGAAGUGGUUGACAAUCAUUUUUUUUCCUGUAGCGACUCGGGAGACUGUUUUUUAUUUACUGAGUUUCUGAGGGCGAAUAUCAUCUCCGUAGCUGAUAAACAAUGAUUGCCCAAAAGAUGAGAGAAAGGCGUGUGAAGAUGGAGAAGCAAAUUAGAGGACAGCCUUCAUCAGAUGCAGAAGAUAACUCAACGAGUUCUCAGACGCCAAUGAUUUCUGUGCAAAAUACUAAUGCAAUGUCAGCGGAGGACGAUUCCAAAGAUAUGAUGACAGCAUUGCAAACUCGAAGAAUGCAGCGAUUUGAAGAGAUAACAAAUGAUGAUCCAAUGUUUGGUGAAGAAAAUAAUCAGCAGAAAAGCAUGCCUGUGCAAUUGGCAUCGCGUCAAGAUAGUGGAAGCAUAGAAGGCGGUCUUUCACGCACAACAUCAGCUGGAAGCAGUACGUUAAACAUGUCCAUAAGAGAGCGUUUGCGAAGUCGUGUCAAAACAUCGGCUACAGAUCCAAACACACUAAAUCGAAAAUUAAGAGGACUUCGAGAUCGUGCUCUUCCAAACAGAUUUGAAGAAUCUAAUAAAUUUCAACCAGUUGAAGAAGAACUUGAUCCAUAUUUGCAGCAAAGUAUUGCAACUACUAAGGAAUGGAAAAAGUUAAAGUUUAAAAAGGGAAGAGAACUGGGAUUUGUAACAGAAGAAGAAGCCUUUCAAUUUUUUGUUGGUGAAAUCGAUGAAGAGCUAGAUCCUGAAGGGGCUGAGAAAAUUACAUCACCAACACCUCCAGCAGUUGCUAUCGAUAUGGAAGACUCCUUUUUAAUAUACAAUGCCAAACCAGCAUAUGUGGGAUCUAAGGAACGACAAGAAAUUGAAAGUAAAUUGUAUCACCACCCUUCUUCCCUUCCAGCUCCACGAGAAUCAAAAGUUCCAGCUGGUAUCCUUCCAAGGAACCUGGAAGAAGAAGGAUUUUAUGUGGGCAAUGCACCUCCUGUUUCACGUAGUAGUCUCAGUCGGAUGGAGAACAGAAUAAUUGCUAGUGAUCCAGGAGAUACAAGUUGGUUUGAUGAAGAUGGAAACCUUAAGCGUUUCCCUAAUCCAUUAAAAGAACAACCUGUAAGACUAAUGAUGCCUGACGAAAUGGAUCUUGAUCCUCUGUUACAAUUAGAUUGGCAAAAGGCACAGUUCUCAUCAUUGGACACACGUUAUAUUGAUGAGCAAGGGAAUGUUCACUACCAACUUGAUGUUGACAUAUCCAAUAUAAAAUUCACUCAUCAGUCUUUAUUCAGUCGUGAGCAUGUUCUGGAAUCACAACUGACUCAGCUGCAUAACCAUUAUUUAGUGCGAAAAAAAAGUGGAUUGGUGGAGCAUCUUGAGAACAAACUUGAAGCUCUACGAACAGCAUUAAAACAACUGAAUAAUGAGACUGAAAGCAUAAAAAGUCGUCAAAGUAAACUGCUAACUGAACAACAUAAGAAACGCAUGAGAGAAUUUCAACUUGAGAUCAGAGAGAUACAUUUAAAUAAAGAAAACAACGAAAUUCAGGAAAGAACACUUUUAAUGAAUUUAUUGAGAACAUGGCGGAAGAUAAAGAUGCUGCGAGAAAGUCAAAACUUUGUAAACACAAGCGUUACAAUAAAAGUUAGGAAAGAACUGUCGAAUAGAACAGAUGAUGAAAAGAAUAUUGAAAUGGAGAUUCAGGAACGUCUACAAGGUGAAAGAGCAUUGUUUGAAGAGCAACAUGUAGAAGAUAAACAAAAUUACAAAGCACAAUUGUUGAAGUGGAAGCAGUAUCGGAAAUAUAUGAAAAGGAAGCAACAGAAAGCUAACACAGAAAAUGAAUUAAUGCCAGAAAUUCCAGAAGUUUUAAAGCCAGAACCACCACCGUCUUUUGACCAGAAAGAAACCGAAAAAAAUAUAAGAGAACAUAUCUUCCAAUGUAGAAGAAAACCAGGAGAAGCAAUUUUAGUUCCAGAAUUGCAAACAGGUGCUGUUAUUACACCCAAUGGAGAAUGUCCUAGACAAGAACAGAUACGCAGAUCAGCAAUGAAAAGCGCAAAGUACAUGAUUAAAGUUUUGUUUAACGAUUUAGAAGUGUCGAGAACUGCAACCAGGCCACUCACAGCAGAUUUCAGUGUUCAAUUUGGUGAGAUUCUAAGUAUCAAAAUUUUACAGUGGCCAGAGAGUAUCAAACUACAGAUCUACGAUGGAGUGACAACGAAUCUCCUAGCAGAGCUUUUCGCACCAAUUCCUGACGCGAGUUCGUUUUCAUCUGCUGACACGUUGAAUUUAGAUGGAUUAGAGUUUAGUAGUGAUAAGAUUAUUCAAUAUAGACACGAGGGCGUAGGCUCUGGUAUUCCUGUUGACUUGAGUUUGGGUACUGAAGGUGAAGUACCAAUCAUACCUCUAACAUCAGGUAUCCUGUAUAUCGCAACCAGCUGGGGUGUGGAUGAAAAUGGUAAAAACAUGGCACCUCCAGUUGUAUGUGACAGUAGUCAUGCUGCUAUUAGCUCUGCAAGACACCACGACGCUUUGGCCGCGUUGGGUGCAGCUGGAAUGGUCGAUUUGCAAAAACUGCUGUCGUGGAUAAGUCAUGCAAAGUUAGAUCCAAACGAUCCAUCCAACGCAGACAUCAUAAACUUAGCGAAGAUGGCACAGAUGUCGCAACUCGAUGACAUCAAAGGUCCUCAAUUUUUUCGCCUGAACCAACUCGAAGAAGAAACUCAGUUCGCAACUAAGGAAGAACUUGAGCACAACAAGCGCUUCCGUUUGAUCAAACUGCGCGAUCAAGGUGUACCGGAGCUCAAACAUUUCCAAAUGAUUCCCACGGAUGAAAGAUAUAUAUCUGAUGACGUUUUCGAGGAGUAUGAAAAACGUCUGAAUAUGGAUAACGAAGAACAAGAUGAAGAAUAUUCGCAAAGAAAAGCUGUCGCAAAGUUUCUUGCCAAGGUUCGACAACAAGUCCACUCGCGUUCUCAACUCGCGAAACGUCAUCUUGAUCUUGAAGAUAUUGUGGUCGAAGAAGACAUUCCAGACAUAGGAACUCUCGGCGCACGAAUUGCUCAGAUGACCGAACCGCGUAGGCCGUUAAAACCAAUAAGGAAAGAAAGAAAAAAGAUUGGUGGUCAGAAUUUAGCAGCAGUGAAAGAUGUCCAUCUUUUGAUCAAUAUCGUGCGUGCAUUUGAUGUUCCCAUCCGUAUCGACGAUACUAGCAUGCAACAGCCCACAGCUGGCUACAAUGUGGCAACAUCACAAGUAAAGUCUUUGGUACGGCCUUUUAUUGAAGUUAUGUUUCAAGGGAAUUUCCUUCGUACAACAGUUGCUGAAGGUGCUUUUCCAAGUUGGAACGAAGAUUUAAUACUUCCCUUUAAGCCGCCGAACAACGAUUACACAACCGACUCACUACAAAUGGUAAAAGAUAAAAUAUAUGUGAACCUGUUUGAUGAAGUUGUCGUUGAUAUGUUGGUGGAUGACCGACUGCGUCCGACAAACAUUCAUCAUCGCAUUGAGAAGAGAUGGCUUGGUAGUGUUGAAAUACCAUUCUCUACAGUUUACUUUAACUCAAAGGUCGAAGGAUUUUUGCAAGUGAAUUCGCCAUCCGUUCUUCUUGGUUACAAACGUGGAGACAAACAAAACAAUUUGAACCUCAUACAAGAUCGGACGCUCGUACAAAUGUUCGUUACAAUUGAACCGCAGCUACAACCGGCUCCACCCAUGCCGGAAAAGUUUGAAACAAGUGAAAACGAUAUGCUUGUGCACAAUUCUCAGGUGUGGCUGUCUGCACUGCGGGGUAAACAUCCGAAACGCGAAUUCAAAACAAUGGUAUCGGACAUCGAUGGAAAGAAAGUGUUUUUGACCCGAUAUCUUUACGCGCAACAGCCGCCUAACGAACUUAUACUUAAUAAUGAUGUGGAUAUUUUUAAGAAGUGCAAACUUUUGGCUCGAUUUGUCUCGCUCAUUCCUUACGUAGCUGAUUCCGUGCAGUUUCCAGACCUCUGUGAUAUAUGGGCAACGUCAGAUCAAUUUCUUCAAAUGUUGGCUGGUGACGAAGAAGAACAUGCUGUACUACUGUGCAAUUAUUUUCUCUGGCUUGGUGUAAAGUCGUAUUUAAUUCUUGGGCAAGGUAUUCCUGAAGGUUCCACGGCGUACGUUCUAACUCAAGAGGGUACGUCGCAUCGAUUAUGGAAUGCUAGCACUGGAGAAAGCUACGAAGCGCAAGAUGUACACUCUCCAUUGCAGAGCAUAGGGUGCUUAGUUGACGAUACAAACAUCUAUGGUAACAUUCAGUCCGAGGAACAUCCUUCGAAAUUGAUUUUUAACCCAGCUAACACCAAAUGCUGGAAACCUUUUUUCAGUAAAGCGUAUCCCAACCCGGGAUUGGCUUCAAUCCAAUCGGACAGACUGAACUACAUUCCUGUCGACGCACAGUUUGCGAUUAACCUCGAAGACAGGUUGGAAAGACUGCUUCGUGAUAAAUUAAUGGAAUGGCGGCCCCGAAAUAUUACAAAAUUUAACAGAUACUGUUCGCAAGCCUUUAAGAACCUACUUCUAACAAUCGAAACGAAGACCGUGUUGUCAGGUGCUUCUUCCGAUGAGCAUCGAAGUCAACUUGGCCAAGUUUUAUCUUCCCAUCAGCUGACUGGCUUUCCACUGCACAUGCCGUACACAGACAACGAAGCCGUGGUUGAACGCGUAUUCAGUACUGGUGUACACAAAUCUGAAGACGCAGAUGUCGAGUUUGCUCUGGCGGUUCAUAUACACCCAUAUCCAAACAGUGUGAUGGUUGUUUGGAUAUACAUUGGUAGUUUGAUUCGCAAAGCGAGUUAAUUUUUGUUGAUAUUUGCAUAAUUGCCUUAUAAUUGAGAGAUCGCCUUAUUUUCUUGAGUUACGUCUGCUUAAAGAUAAAUUUUUAAUUGUAUAUAUAUAUGUAAAAUUUGUAUAUUUAUUUCAGUCACAAAUAAUUUUAUAAAUAUUAUUUAUUAUUUAUAAAAAUAAAUUUUGAAAAUUACGGAGUCUGAUUUUUAGAGAUUUGGUACAGCAGAAUAUAACAUACCUUGAUUCCUUAGCUCUCUCCCUUCAUUUAGCCCCCAAAGUAAGAGCUCCCAGGGGUAAGAGUAAUAAUAAAUAAAGGAAAGAUCGACCCAGUUGUUGUUCCUGGGGGAUACAAAGUUUAUACUAGCUCCCGCUGUGUCAUGGAAUAAACUUAAAAAUGAGUAAUUGAGAGAAAUGUACAAUAAAUGGUUUUUAGAUAAUUUAUUUACAAUCGCUCAUCAAGAAAAUAUUCUUUAUGGGCAGAAACUUUCGCGUGCACUAACUUUCGCGUUUCUCGCCCUUUUUUACGCGAAAUCAUAGCCAAUUUUCAAAGACCCCUUCCUGAAAUUUGUUGUUAUCAAAAAAAUUAACUCU
Hydractinia symbiolongicarpus is the source of this 5668-nucleotide messenger RNA. RefSeq names its product coiled-coil and C2 domain-containing protein 2A-like. The coding region runs from base 380 to 5089 and encodes 1569 amino acids. Gene Ontology annotation, biological process: protein localization to ciliary transition zone; non-motile cilium assembly. Gene Ontology annotation, cellular component: ciliary transition zone. The transcript is spliced from 44 exons. Lineage: Eukaryota; Metazoa; Cnidaria; Hydrozoa; Anthoathecata; Hydractiniidae. The record is from RefSeq and is a predicted model, not a curated record.